Molecule: messenger RNA, 5454 nt
Organism: Sinocyclocheilus grahami
Lineage: Eukaryota; Metazoa; Chordata; Actinopteri; Cypriniformes; Cyprinidae
Gene: grk3
Product: G protein-coupled receptor kinase 3
Exons: 20
Coding region: 11-1951 (646 amino acids)
Biological process (GO): G protein-coupled receptor signaling pathway; protein phosphorylation; regulation of signal transduction
Molecular function (GO): ATP binding; G protein-coupled receptor binding; G protein-coupled receptor kinase activity
Source: RefSeq, a predicted model, not a curated record
UCGGAGUGUCAUGCAGAAGUACCUGGAGGAAAGGGAUGAACUGACCUUUGACAAAAUCUUCAGCCAGAAGAUUGGUUUCCUCUUGUUCAAGGAUUUCUGCAUGAACGAGAUCGACGAGGCCGUUCCGCAGCUGAAGUUUUAUGAGGAGAUUAGAGAGUACGAGAAGUUGGAUUCGGAAGAAGAGAGGCUAACUCGCAGUCGACAGAUAUAUGACGUCUACAUAAUGAAGGAGCUUCUGUCGUGUUCACAUCCCUUCUCUAAGAAGGCAGUAGACCAUGUCCAGACUCACCUAGCAAAGAAACAAGUUCCUCCAAAUCUCUUUCAGCCAUAUAUAGUCGAAAUCUGUGAUAGUCUUCGAGGAAAGAUCUUUCAGAAAUUCAUUGAAAGUGACAAGUUCACACGUUUUUGCCAGUGGAAGAAUGUAGAGCUCAACAUCCAUUUGACGAUGAAUGACUUCAGCGUGCAUCGGAUCAUCGGCAGAGGGGGGUUUGGUGAGGUAUAUGGUUGCAGGAAGGCAGAUACAGGGAAAAUGUAUGCCAUGAAGUGUUUGGAUAAAAAGCGGAUCAAAAUGAAGCAGGGAGAAACGCUGGCACUCAACGAGAGAAUCAUGCUGUCGUUGGUCAGCACCGGGGAUUGCCCUUUCAUAGUGUGUAUGACAUAUGCCUUCCACACUCCUGAUAAAUUGUGUUUCAUCCUGGAUUUGAUGAAUGGUGGAGACCUUCACUAUCACCUAUCUCAGCACGGCGUCUUCAGCGAGAAGGAUAUGCGUUUUUAUGCAGCUGAGAUCAUACUGGGCCUCGAACACAUGCACAAUCGAUUUGUCGUCUACAGAGACCUCAAGCCUGCAAAUAUCCUCUUAGAUGAACACGGACACGUUCGCAUCUCUGACCUGGGCCUGGCCUGUGAUUUCUCCAAGAAGAAACCUCACGCCAGCGUAGGAACUCAUGGCUACAUGGCACCUGAGGUUCUGCAAAAAGGAACAGCGUACGACAGCAGCGCCGACUGGUUCUCUCUGGGCUGCAUGCUGUUCAAACUCUUGCGAGGGCACAGCCCAUUCAGACAGCACAAGACCAAAGACAAACAUGAGAUUGAUCGCAUGACCCUUACCAUGAAUGUGGAGUUGCCUGACUCCUUCUCACCUGAGCUCAAGUCCCUCUUGGAAGGACUCUUACAGCGAGACGUCGCCAAAAGAUUGGGGUGUCUGGGACGGGGGGCGUCAGAAGUAAAGGAGCAUUUGUUCUUCAAGGGAAUCGAUUGGCAGCAGGUCUAUCUUCAGAAGUACCCCCCACCUCUCAUUCCCCCCAGAGGAGAAGUCAACGCUGCGGACGCCUUUGACAUCGGCUCCUUCGAUGAGGAGGACACCAAGGGAAUUAAGCUGCUUGACAGUGAUCAGGAGCUCUAUAAGAACUUUCCGCUGGUGAUCUCCGAGCGCUGGCAGCAGGAGGUGGCCGAGACGGUGUACGAUGCCGUCAACAGCGACACAGAUAAGAAUGAGGCGCGCAAGCGGGCUAAAAACAAGCAGCAGGGACAUGAAGAGGACUAUGCGCUGGGGAAGGACUGUAUCAUGCACGGCUACAUGCUAAAGCUAGGAAACCCCUUCCUGACACAGUGGCAGCGGCGGUAUUUCUACCUGUUCCCCAACCGUGUGGAGUGGAGAGGCGAAGGAGAGUCUCGGCAAAACCUGCUGACCAUGGAGCAGAUCGUGACUGUGGAGGAGACGCAGAUCAAGGACAAAAAGUGCAUCCUGCUGAGGAUCAAAGGAGGGAAACAGUUUGUCCUGCAGUGCGAGAGCGACCCAGAGUUCGUACAGUGGAAGAAGGAGCUCACCGAAGCAUUCACCGAGGCCCAGAAGCUGCUGCGUCGUGCCCCCAAAGUCAUUGGCAAGGGGCGAACCAAUGUGGUGGAACUGUCCAAACCUCCGCUCACGCACCGCAACAGCAACGGCCUGUGAGCCGCCCCUUCCUGCGACCCUUGUCCACCACUCCUCUCCAUCCUCUUCAUCGACACACACAUGCACACGCUCUCACACUCUCUCUCUCCCAGCAAAACGCUUGUCCAGCAACAUUAGGCUUCCCAGCUGGCACAGUGAGCCGCCACAUGGUCCGUCUUGGAAGGUUCUGCUGGACUGUGCCCUGCUGUUCCUCAACUGUUCAUCAAUCAAAUGCACACACAUACACACAGUUCCUUGCAACUUGACACGCUGGGGUGGGCGUCACUCCAGGAUAAUGUUAAAGAACAAUCAGUGAUGCCAGUGCUGAAUCUGGGACCCUGUUUUGACCAGUGGUGCAGGCUGGGAUACUGCACCUUUUUUGUGAGCAUGUCGUUGCUUCUGUGAUUCCCACAUUCUCCUUGCACACACCGGCAUGCUCGUAUUUAGGCAAAAAAAGGCCUCUGCUAUAAGGGUCCCAAACAAUGUCCACUUGGAGCUUCUUUACAAGUGAAAGUGUUCUAGCACACUUUCACUUGUAAAGUGUGCUAGAACCGGACAGUAUCCGUACCUCUGCUAGAGGGAAACCAGAGCCAUGCGGCCUUAGAGAUCUAAUCAGAUGGAAACAAUCUCAAAAGACGAUGGCUUGAACAAUAUCACUCCCGUUGUCUUUCAUGUCCUUUGUGGGAACACCAAGGCCACUUCACUGAUUGUGCCAUUCUUGAUGUGUAUGCUUUGCACCACUUUCUGUCAACAUCGGGGGUGCAUGGCAUGCAUGCCAUUUCAUGCUAAAUGGACUCAGAUUUGUGGACUGUUGUGGCACCCAACCCUUGUCCUGUACUUGAGAAGUACAAAAGUCUUCGACACUUCCUUGAUACUCGCUGACGGAUUGAAUGAACUGCAACGGCGAGUGUUGCGUGCAUCCAAGUUCCAAGAGCUCUCAGAGGACGUACAGUGAAAUACGGAAGUGUUUUUCAUUUCUUUCUUUUUUUGCUUAGCCCUUGUAAACCAAAUUUGGUUGGGUUCUUCAUAAUGCAUUAAAUGUGUGUACUAGUGCGUGUACACGAUGCAAAAAGUAGGUGUUGUUGCUUUAAAGGAAAUGCCCCAAUAUUGUCACCAGGAAGAUUUGUUUUCUUUCGCCUUGAAUGUAUUUUUGUUUCUCUUUUUGUCUAUUGUUUUUUUGUUGUUGUUAAUUUGUUCGUGGGUGGAUUGUUUUACGCUGCUUAACACAAUGGGAAGGAACGUGGCAGGACCUUUCCUAAGACACGAACCCAACCUCUCCCCCUGAACCCACAGAAGUGCAAAAAGUGCCAAUGAAAUAAACGUUCGACUUGAGACACCUGAGAAUUCCUUGAGUCCAGGCCGCGUCACCUGCAUCUCCCUGUGAACAGACCCCGAGAACAGUGUUGGAAACUGAACGCACAGAAUAAAAACUGAACUGCAGACUUCCAGUCGUGUACAAGGAUGCCAAUGGACAGUUGAUGAUGCAUGGUUAGAGGGACCACUUGGGAUAAAAAAACAGCAGCAGCAUCCCUGGAGUCUUUUAUCAGGCUGUAUAUAUGAAUCCUUUCUCUGUGCAUCUACAGUAUAAUCUUAUUGACAAUGUUUGCAUAUAUGGCGUAUCUCUGUCUCUGCCUGUCUGUGUUUGUCCCUAUGUCUCAGCUUGGGGGCGGGUGGGGUGGGCAGGGUUCACAUCUGUCAAUCAAUCGGCAGCCGUGUGCAAACCUCAGGCUGAGAAAACUGUGCGUACGCCUCUUUUAGGACCAUCGGUGUGAAAGAGCGAAGAGUUGGAUGGCUUAUCUCAUAAUGAGGUGCGAGGAGGUCUUUUGUCUGUCUCUUGUCUGUUUCGUUAUGCCGGCGCUUCUGAAGGUGAGACGCGCAACGCAGCUUCGCCAUUAUCCAUUCACGGGCAUACAGACUGUUAUUCAGUUCGAAGGUAGGACGCUCGCACUCACAGGUGUUUGGAAAGGUGGGCUGCUUGGAUCGCGGAAGGAGAGACAACUUAAAACCAUUUGUUGUAAGGCUUGAUUUGAAUAUAGUUUAAAUUUUUAUAUUGUUUUGAAUGUGAUGCAAAUGCAGAUUUCUAUAGAUGACACAUCUUUUUGGAGUAUGUUAUGUGCAUUUAUUUUGGUCUUUUUUUUAUGGAAAAACAAGCACAGCUUAACAGGCAUGAGGUGAUUUUAAAGAAGUGUUUUCAUGUAUAUUCAGGUUCUAUUUUUUUUCCAUGCAGUAAUUUUCUUUUUCUAUGACUCCCGUCUGUGCAUUCCGAGUGAUUUGCAUGCGGUGCUCUGCAGAAAUCGCAGGGUUUUGGGAGUCGGAUCAGUUUUUGUAGUCUUUAAGUGUCGGGGAGGUGCCAUCCUGAGGAUGUUUUAGUGCCCUUCAAGAGUUUUAUUUUGAAACCAAAAUGGCUUGUUUUGAAAUAUAUAUCACUGCACUUUUUCCACCACGCUUCACAAGCUGACGAAAUAAAAUGUGCCAAACGACUGUAGGAGAAUGUCCUUGAACCAAUAAAAAGCUCACGCAAUGCUCGCCGGCUAUUUUCGAGACAAAAAAUUGGUACGUUUUAAUGGGCGAGCAGCAGUGAGUUUGAGAAAGAGUACAAAAAUGUGAUGAAAUUCAUGUGACGUGGAACAAGUGGGCCGUGGGGCAACGAUCCUACGUCAAUUGACGAUACGCCUCAAAGCUACUGACCGGCGACGACCGGUACCUUGUUUUGAAACUGCUAGCCCGUUUCUCAAAAAGGGUGGCACCUCCGCCAGUCCUAAAUAUCCAUGUUUUAUUCAGGGGUUUUUUUGUUUUAUUUUAACGGUAGCUUUUCAGUCACUUCGUCAGUGUUUGCUUCAUUCAAUUGCUUGUGUGUCUGUUCUGUAGCGGUGAAUUUUGUGUGUGGGUGAACGCAGGUUUCAAAAUGGAAGAGGACGAUAAAUAGGAAAAAAAAAAAAGAAAAACAAACUAACAAAAAUCUAAGUAUAUAUGUGUAUAAGAAAUAAAAACAAAUGAGCUUAGGUUUAUUUAAAAGACUUUACGAUGUAGACAAAAAAUUGACUCGGGAAGGGAUCGGGUUCGAUGUGAGUUCAACUAUUUGUGGUGAAGAAUCAGCUCAGAUCUUGCACAUAAGAAGUUUAGAUAUUGUACCUACGAGUUACAGAUUAUUAUUUUUGUUCGUUUAAUACAGAACUCUUUUGCUCUCUUUCAUAUUUAUUGUCUGGUCGGGGAGCUAGUCCCUCUGUGCGUUGGUUUACCUAGGGCACAGAGCUGUGGAGUAUCUGGGUUUACAGUCAACCGAAACUCUCUUUUUCAUGUGCCACAAACAAGCGCAAACGCAAAUACUACUGUCUGGGGUUAUUACCAUUAAGGUUAUGAUGAUGAUGAUGAUGAUGAUUAUAAUAAUUAUUAAUAAUAUUAUUCAAUGAAUGAUAAUUGUUAUUAAAAUUAUUUUUUUGUUUUCAUUUUUCAGAACAGCUAGGAACAUGUGUGUUGGACUGCUUAUAAAAACAGUUCAGAAAUAAAAGCCCCUUUUUCGUGUU